Molecule: messenger RNA, 1278 nt
Organism: Anopheles marshallii
Lineage: Eukaryota; Metazoa; Arthropoda; Insecta; Diptera; Culicidae
Exons: 2
Coding region: 1-1278 (425 amino acids)
Biological process (GO): cell wall macromolecule biosynthetic process
Molecular function (GO): aminoacyltransferase activity
Source: RefSeq, a predicted model, not a curated record
AUGCCGGCAAUACUCGACACAUCCUUUCCGGAUUACAUAUUAGCUGGGCUUGAGGAGAUCGCUCGUGAACAAGGAUUUUACGAUGGAUUAUACCGCUUUGAAAGUGAAUCCGGAUCAAACAUGGGCGAUGGUUUUGUUGGACAGAUACUGAAAGUGUUUAUUCGAGAAGCAAACCGUGAGCUGGUAGUAUUAUGUAAGCUAUUGCCGGAAAACGAAAUACGAAAACAACAGGGCGUUCCGUUGUUUGAUAGAGAAUCAGAAGCGUACGUGCAAAUACUGCCUUUGUUACUCAAGUUCCAACGUGAAAAGAAUCUCCCCGAGGGAUUGCCCAGAUUUAACAAUGUGCCGCGAUGUUACUACGCGAAGACUACAGUUGACAAGAUGGAAUCAGUGAUCAUUAUGGAGGAUCUACGAUUGCAAGCAUUUCGUAUGUGGGACAAAGCGAACCCAGUGGAUUUCGAACAUGCCCGACUACUCAUGAUCACUUUAGGACGCCUUCAUGCACUCUCGUUUGCCAUGAAAGAUCAACGACCGGAUGAGUUUGCGCAGUGCCGUGAGUUUACAGACCCGAUGGGAAAAAUGUUGGAGUUAGAUCCUACCAAAGGGUUUGAAAAGAUGAUGGUUGGCAUGUGUUGUAGAGCAAUCGAAACACUCGAAAAGCAUGAUACCUUCCGGAGAGAAAAACUCGAACAAAUACAAGAUCGUAUUGUGCAGGAAAUUACAGCAUGUGUCGAUGGAAAAGCUGCCGAGCCUUACGCUAUUAUAGGCCAUGGUGACUGUUGGUCCAACAACAUGAUGUUUCAAUACCAAGAAGAUAAUCAAACUCCGAAGACCAUCAAAUUGAUCGACUGGCAACUGUCUAGGUACGGCUCGCCGGUGCUUGACUUGGUCUACUUCAUAUUCAACUGUACCGACGAAGAACUGCGUGCUCACAGCUACCAACGACUGCUGAGCAUCUACUACAACAGUCUUAACGAACAUCUACACAACCUGGGUGGAAAUGUCGAGCGCCAGUUCCCACGCAGUGCCUUCCGUGCUCAGCUAAAACAAUUUGGUCGGUACGGACUAUUGAUGUCUAUGAUAGCUCUGCCAAUGAUUUGUACUCCCAACGAUGAGCUACCCGAUACGGAUGCAGCAAUGGAAGGAUUCUUUAAAGAAAUGAGUGACGGAAAUAGUGAUGUUGAGCUGGCGUACGGAACAACGGAAAAGGCCGUCAUUCGCUACAAAAAACGAAUGUCCGGAUGUAUUCGCGAUGCUAUACGAUUGGGAUAUUUAUGA